Neodiprion virginianus is the source of this 1705-nucleotide messenger RNA. Its product is annotated as protein regulator of cytokinesis 1-like. The coding region runs from base 104 to 1126 and encodes 340 amino acids. The transcript is spliced from 6 exons. Lineage: Eukaryota; Metazoa; Arthropoda; Insecta; Hymenoptera; Diprionidae. The record is from RefSeq and is a predicted model, not a curated record.
CUUAUUCGAGGCAGCGCCGUCGAAGUUCUCACUUCACGAAAGUACUCGAACGCGAAUCGACGUACAGUUCCAAGUACAAGUUCUAAUUCUUAACGGGCGGAUCAUGGAACAGGAUCUUGAAAGUAGCUCACUCGGUCAAAUGGAAGAUCAAAGUAUCACGCUGGCGAAGCAAGUCGAAGGGCUGAAGAUUGAGGCAGUAAGCCUCCAAAAUCAUUUGGAGAAGCCGAUCGAAAAUUAUCAAGAAAUUCUGGAGCGCAUUAGGAAAUGUAUUACCGUUACGAAAGAAACUCUUGAGGAUGAAAUCGAAAGAUGCAAACAGGAUAUAAGGGAGAAAACCUUAAAAUACAUUACGAAACUUCGUUCGCGAAUCGAAGAUUUGUGGCGAGACUGUUAUUAUGGGGAGGAGGAAUGUUUCAGGCCCUUCCAAGAACAAACCUUUACGGAGGAUUUGUUCAACCUCCACGAAAUGGAGAUGGAGAGGUUGUGCGAACACUACAAUUUUUGCAGACCAUUUGUUGCGCUUGUUAACAAACGACAGGACUUGGCCAAACAAAUGUAUAUGAUGGAACACCGUACGAAGGUUACAAAUCUUUAUCAGAAUCAAGGUGACCGGCGCCUUGCACAUAAUAGCCGGCAUAGUGACACUAGAAAGUUGAAAGCUGAAACCAAAAAAUCCAUACAGCAGAGAGGUGAGAAUAUUGAAAGGGUCGUACGAAAAUUGCGUUUUCGAAUCCAAGAAUUGUGGCAUCAAUGUUUUGUUGGGGACGAUAAACGUAAAGCGUUCCAGCUCUAUGAAGUUUAUCCUACGACGGAGCAUUUGCACUCCAGCUACGAAAAAGGGUUUAAAAAGCAGUGCAAGUAUUAUGGAUGCGACAGGCAACCAAGUGUGAUAUGGAUACAAAUUCCGGAUCUGGAAGAUAGCCAGGCCUCUACUGGAGAAGAAACGAUUCGCAAUCUUCAAAAGGAACUGCUGGAGCUAGAGACACAAUAUAAAGUUUUGGUCGAACAGUACGAAAAGAAACAUGGGGUACCAUAUAAGACAGGUGGAAGAAUGUUGGCCGACUCGGUGCAAUUAUCCGGGACGGAAUACAUGGCAGUUGAACGACCCGGGAUUACGCUAAAGUAGGCUAGAAAGAGAUCAUUUGAGUGCAUCGUCGGGCGUUGGAAUACGGCGUAUAUCUCCUGCGAAUUCUGAAGAGAGGGAAAAGACGGUCCAAAACCCCCGCAAUAAAUUGCCGUCGACACCUCGCUAGGCAUCAGGGAGUCCGAAAAUUACGUCAACCUCACUCAGUUGACUGUUAACAAGAAUCUGAGAAUAUUUUACUGAAGCAUUCUGCAGCAUCAAACGUCUACAUAUUAUAUAGGAUUAGUUAUUUCUCAUUAUAAGUAUCAUACAAAAAACAAAAUGGCGAUAAGAUGAUUUCGAUUCAUGGACGAUUCGUCAUUACAUCUCUGAAAACCAAGAGAUAAUUUUGCUACUGUGAGCACAGUUAAUCGAAGAUACAUAAGUGCAUUAAUUGAUGUAACAGAUAGAUUAAGCAAAAUCUAUUUCUAUUUAUAAUCUCUUUGUAAGAUGAAAUAUGCAUUCUGAACUUUUGUAAUCACGGUACUUUGUUGUUUCUCACUUAAAACUCUGUAAUCAAUACAUUAUUAUAAACAUAUUGCAAAACUCUCCGGGAUUAUUGUUUUCGUUCAGUGCGCUCGA